UUGGCUCGUUUCUUCUUGUGCAUCUUGUUGUAACUGUUACAUUUUUACGUCCAACACCCCCAAUAUGUCUUCAAUGGUGUUACAUCCAAAGAUUUCACCGGAAAAACUGAAAAUCUAGCCGGAAAAACAAAGCCUCCGCCACACCCACACCACUCUGCCUCCUUCAGCCGCCGUGAGCGCAUAAAGAAACGACUCAAGAUUCAAAAUCUCGCCGGAAAAGCCAAGCCCUAGGCAAUUACUGCUCACUAUUUUAAGCUGCGAACCUCAGCAAUACAAUGCCUUCUAUUAAGAAGAAGGCUGAGCACAAUAGCAUUGGGCACAUAUUCAACAUACUACUGAAGGAGAUUGGGAAUCCAGUUGAAUUUGAACUUCCAAAUUGGUUUAAUAAAUGGAAGCCUAUGCGCUAUACCUUCAUAAAGCGCAACAUCUAUCUCACUAAGAGGAUUAAGAGGCGUCUGGAGGAUGAUGGUAUAUUCUGUUCCUGUAGCUCAUCAAGUGGGGCUUCUGGUGUGUGUGGUAGAGAUUGCCAUUGCGGAAUGCUAUUAUCAACCUGCUCUUCAGGCUGUAAAUGUGGGAAUUCAUGUCUCAAUAAACCAUUCCAGCAUAGGGUUCCAAAAAAGAUGAAACUAGUGAAGACCGAGAAAUGUGGAUCAGGGAUUGUGGCAGAUGAAGAUAUUAAGCGAGGAGAGUUUGUAAUAGAAUACGUGGGAGAAGUUAUUGAUGACAAAACAUGUGAGGAAAGGCUUUGGAAAAUGAAACACCGUGGAGAAACAAAUUUUUAUCUAUGUGAAAUUAACCGGGAUAUGGUGAUUGAUGCCACAUACAAAGGAAACAAAUCAAGAUAUAUAAAUCAUAGUUGUUGUCCAAAUACUGAAAUGCAGAAAUGGAUAAUUGACGGUGAAACAAGGAUUGGCAUUUUUGCAACACGGGACAUAAAAAUGGGCGAGAAUCUGACCUAUGAUUAUCAGUUUGUUCAAUUUGGUGCAGAUCAAGAUUGCUAUUGUGGUGCUGCAGGCUGCAGGCAAACGCUGGGGGUUAAGCCUAGCAAGCCUAAGGUGCCUUCGUCGGAUGCUGCAUUGAAAAUUGUUGCAUGUCAAGUGGCUGUAUCAUCUCCCAAAGUGAAAGCAAUUCUAUCUGGCAAAGAUGUUUAUCGCAAUGGAGUUCUGCAUAUAGGAAGUUCGAGGUAUGAUCCUACUCGGACGAGAGGCCUUCAUAAUUGCAUUGGUGAAGUUAUUAGAAUAGCUCGCCCCAUGGAUAAGAGGUCCUUUGGGAUUAUUAAACGGUUUGAUAAGAAUACCAGAAAACACUUGAUCAUGUUUGAAGAUGGUGGUCUUGAAUUUCUUGACAUGUCAAGAGAAGAUUGGGAGUUCUGUACUUUAUGAUAUGGUUGUUGGGAUAUUGUUGGAUGAAAGAUUGCCGCAGUGGUUUUUCUGCAACUGUAACAUGUUUUUUGUGGUUAGUUUCAGCAAAUUCUUGUAUAGCCCGUGCUUGGCCGUCUGUCAUGACAUGAAGUUCUGGCUUGAAUUAGGUUUAGAGGAAUGUUGUUGUACUAAAUGUAUUUUUCAUAUAUAUAUAUAGACAUACAUAUAUAUAUGUUGGAAUAAGGAAUUUGAGACGCAAUUUUGUUGAUGGAUAAGAACCAUUAUUCUUCUUUUUUAAUAGACUUUUUCAGCAUUUAAAAUGUAAUUGUAGGAAGGAUCCUUUUUGACCAUCUUAUCAAAUGUUCAUACAA
Messenger RNA from Camellia sinensis, 1732 nucleotides. The record is from RefSeq and is a predicted model, not a curated record. Lineage: Eukaryota; Viridiplantae; Streptophyta; Magnoliopsida; Ericales; Theaceae.